Molecule: messenger RNA, 1518 nt
Organism: Wasmannia auropunctata (little fire ant)
Lineage: Eukaryota; Metazoa; Arthropoda; Insecta; Hymenoptera; Formicidae
Product: DNA replication complex GINS protein PSF1-like
Exons: 5
Coding region: 223-804 (193 amino acids)
Biological process (GO): DNA strand elongation involved in mitotic DNA replication; DNA replication
Cellular component (GO): GINS complex
Source: RefSeq, a predicted model, not a curated record
CAUUGGGCAUGGCAUUGGGGAUGCAUUUAAAAUGCCGUACAGUACAGUGUACACAUUUCAGAGUAUUUCCAAGUACUAAAAGUAUUUUGAGGCUCAAUUUAUUUAGCGAUUAAUAUAAAUAUAAAGUAGGUUUUUACGAGAAUAUACUGUGCUUCGCAGUAAUUCAGAAGAUCAUCGAAUUGCGAUCGUCGUUUCUCUGCAUCAUCACUUGCGAAUUACGAUAUGUUUGGGAAAGAAGCUAUUAAACUCAUAACGGAGCUCGAUAUGCAUGAAGAUGUUCGACCGUUUAAUGAACAGGUGAUGCGACAAGUUUUUGAAGAGAUGCAAACUCUUUAUGAAGCCAAUUUGGUGGACAGCAAUGCCAUAAAGAACGGAAACACCACGUUAUUGCCGUCGGUGCAUUUUCGCCAUACGGCUCUGCUCAGGAACAAAAGGUGCGUGCUGGCGUAUCUCUAUCAUCGGAUCAAGCGAUUACGACAGAUGCGUUGGGAAUUGGGCAGCAUCUUGCCGACCGAAAUAACCGCAAACUUGCUGAAUGCAGAGGUGCACUGGUUCCAAAAUUACAACAAAUCUCUGGCCACCUACAUGAGGUCGAUAGGCGAUGAUCAUGGAUUAAAUCUGACUGUGAACAUGAGCCCUCCAAAGACACUCUAUGUCGAGGUGAAGUGUCUAAGUGAUUUCGGUAAGUUGGAACUUGACGACGGCGAAGUUAUUACAUUAAAAAAAAAUACAUAUCAUCUGUUGCCAAGAGCCACGUGCGAGCCGCUUAUCAGACAAGGCAUACUCGAGCACCAUAAUGCGUGAUAAAAAAGAUACCUCUCCUUAUUUCUUUUAUACUUUUAUGUGUCACACAACACUGCCAUCGUUGCCUUAUGCAUUUCAACUUAAAACAUUUUAUCUAUAUAUAUUUAUCUAUAUGUGAUCAUAUCGUAUUAAAGAAAUAAAACAAAGAUUUUUUUAGUAUAAAAAUGAAGUAUAAAUGCGAAUUUUAUAUCUUACUUUGGCAUUGCUGUAUCUCGAGUUCAUUCUUUUUUAAUUUUUUACAUUGCUCUUUAAUUUAAAUAAGUAAUCUUUAUUAUUACCGUACAUGUUUUGAAUAUGAUAUAUAGAUCGGUAUAUCAACGUAAUAAAAUAACAAUAAUUUCACCAAUUUAAGUAUGAAUGUUUAACGAUAGAUAUUGAGGUUUGAAUAUUGAUAUUAGAAUUUGUAACUGAUUUUCUCAUAUUGAUCGCAACUUUUUAAUUUUUUUUAUUACAUAUCUUUAUAUCUGAGCCAUUUUAUUUAAAAUCAAAUCAAAUUUGAAAUUAAGUACAGAAUGUAAUAAUUUAGAUAUGUUGCAGAAGCUUGAAGAAAUAUUUACUUCAAAUUAGCACCACCAUUAUUAUCAGCAUAUUUUUUAAUGAGCAUUUAAACAUGGAUGGCUCAUAAUGAGGAACUAGGUCAUUAUAUAAUAUAUCAAACAACAACGAAAUAAUAUUUAUCCAAGAGAUUAAAGAAUGGAGCUGAUAUAACUUCAA